This is a messenger RNA of Naumovozyma dairenensis CBS 421, 369 nucleotides long. RefSeq names its product DNA-directed RNA polymerase II core subunit RPB11 (gene RPB11). The coding region runs from base 1 to 369 and encodes 122 amino acids. Gene Ontology annotation, molecular function: DNA binding; protein dimerization activity. Gene Ontology annotation, biological process: transcription by RNA polymerase II. The record is from RefSeq and is a predicted model, not a curated record. The transcript has a single exon. Lineage: Eukaryota; Fungi; Ascomycota; Saccharomycetes; Saccharomycetales; Saccharomycetaceae. Gene Ontology annotation, cellular component: RNA polymerase II, core complex.
AUGAAUGCUCCAGAUAGAUUUGAAUUAUUUCUUCUAGGAGAAGGGGAAUCAAAAUUAACAAUAGAUCCAGAUACCAAAGCACCAAACGCAGUAGUAAUAACUUUCCAAAAGGAGGAUCAUACUUUAGGUAACUUAAUCAGAUCAGAAUUAUUAAAUGAUGGGAAAGUCUUAUUUGCAGCUUAUAAAGUGGAACAUCCAUUUUUCGCAAAUUUUAAAUUAAGAAUUCAAACUGUGGAAGGAUAUGAUCCAAAAUUAGCUUUGAAAAACGCUUGUAAUAAUAUUAUUAACAAAUUGGGCAUAUUGAAAACAAAUUUCGAAACUGAAUGGAAUUUACAAACUUUGGCGUCUGAUGAAAAUUUCGGUAUAUAG